GCUUCAAUGUAGUUCGAAAUCGGUGCCGAACAAAAACAAAAGGAAAUCAAAGAAAACAAGAAAAUCAAAUGGAAAUGUGGUCGUCCGCCUCGCCAUCUCCACCCGGAUUGGAAAGCAGAGAUGGCGAGAUGUGGCCGUGUUUGUGGUUCAACGCUAGUCACGCCCUUGGUAAUUGCAAUAACAUGGUGAUGGCGGGCUCUUCGGACGUGAGUGAAAUCGCAGAUGAUCAAGUGCCGGAUUCUUCAAUUCAAAACAUAACGGAAAUUUACCAGACGUGGACACCGGUCUUGAUAUUCUUCUGCGCCCUGACGUUCUUCGUCAACGUUUUUAUCGUCAUCGCGGCCAGAUGGAUGCGUCGGCCGCUAACGCCCACCAUGUACUUCAGUUUGAGUCUGGCCGCUGCCGAUGCCGUGGCUUCAUUAACAGUCGGACUCGGGCUCGUUUUCAACAGUUUACUACCCAAAGUCUACAACGUGCACAUACCGGAUUGGGGACCGUGCAGUAUGCUCGUCCUCGAAGCCAUCCGAAUGGCCGCCGUCAUCGUCACUGUUCUUCACUUAUUGGCCCUGGCUGUCAACCACUACAUCGGCAUCGCCCGACCGCUACAUUAUGCCGCCAUCAUGACGAAACGAGCGGCUAGCGUCUGCAUGGCCGUCCUGUGGAUCGUCCCCAACGCCGCGUUGUUCGCCUACUUUUCAUCGAUUGAAAAUCAAGGAUUUCAGUCUCAAAGAUGCAAGACGGAUUUCAUCGGCGAACUGCGAUUCCGUGGCCAGUACGCCAGCUUCUUCUUCGCUCCACUUUUCUUCAUGAUCCUCAUUUACGGUCACAUUUUCAUCAUCAUUCGGCGGCAUCAGGCCAAUCGCCGGGCCUUGAUUCAACACGGAUCCAUGGCACGACAUAUGACGCCCGUCUCCUCGACGAGGGCGCACAGCACGGUCGUCAUGGAAACGACAACCAGUUUGCGUUACCCGUCUCAUCCGCCGUCCGUUUCGCCGGGACAACGGCUACCACCAAGUGGUAAAUCGACGUCAUUCCACCGCCAGCGUAACAACUGCUCCGUGUCCGCCAAUUCGGAGAGCAUCGAUCAUAGCAACAACGCCGUCAACAGAAACGUCAAGGCCAUCAUCACGACGCUGCUGAUUGUCGGCACUUUCAUUCUGGGCUGGAUGCCGGCUGUCAUUUGGUUCAUCGUUUAUUGCAAGGAUUGCAUCGUGACUUUUGAAAGCCUCGAACCGAUUGUGACGCUGCCUAUCGGCAUCACAGUCAACAGCCUGAUCGUUCUCAAAUCGUUCCUCGAUCCUAUUAUCUACACGGCGCGCAUGAAAGACUUCAAAGUGGCUUUCCAUCGGAUGCGCUAUCAGGUGCUGUCCAAAUGGUUCCCGCGCUGCCGCUGGUGGGGCGGUGGGGAAGGUGGCGGACCCGACGACGACGGCACGAUGGUUCAUUUUAAUCGCAGUCUCCUGCUCGGCAACAAUUCAAUGGCCCAUUCGACCAUACAUAAUCACCCAUCAAUUCAAACACGACGCUCCAUACGGUUCAACCAACCGAAAAUCAAUCGCGCAAAUAGCAACGGGUUAGUCGAAGCGUCCCACCAAACGGCCGUCAUCGUUGAUCAACGUGACGCUGAACGCGUCGAUGGAUAAAGCGGACGCAGCGCCAUUUUCAAUCCCCGUACAUUACGCAAACACACGACAGUUGGUUUAAACAAAAAAAGAAAUGGGGGAAGCGAUUCAUCGCAGCACACACCAACAACACUCGAUACCGAGAUAAACAUAUACAGCAAUCGACCUGGUUAGCGUUCAAGAGACCAACUCGCGCGUGAAUAAUGUGACAAUAUUUAAUCGAGCAAUGGCCAUAAAUGGCGACGCUUUCACGGUUAGUGUGUUUGUUGCACACGUUUCAAGCGGAAUCCCAAAUUUUAUGCUGGUCUAAUUUUUCUUUGUUUUCGUAUACUCGGUUCCUUAAUGGAUGUCGCAGCGAAGUGUUUUUGACGGCACCGAUAACAAAAAAACGAGCGUAACAUUCAACCUCCUUUCCCUCACUCCUUGCUUUCCUUGUUGCAUCAACCAAUCGGGGCAUGCAGUAUCGAUGUAAUACAUGUCUUUUUUGUUUGUUUACUAUAGCCGAGAGAGAUAAUCUCUGUCGUUGACAGGCCGC
This is a messenger RNA of Daphnia carinata, 2157 nucleotides long. RefSeq names its product 5-hydroxytryptamine receptor 1B-like. The record is from RefSeq and is a predicted model, not a curated record. Gene Ontology annotation, biological process: adenylate cyclase-activating adrenergic receptor signaling pathway. Gene Ontology annotation, cellular component: membrane. Gene Ontology annotation, molecular function: G protein-coupled receptor activity. The coding region runs from base 69 to 1643 and encodes 524 amino acids. The transcript has 5 exons. NCBI's taxonomy places the organism in Eukaryota, Metazoa, Arthropoda, Branchiopoda, Diplostraca, Daphniidae.